AUGGUGCUCGCGGCUCGUUCCAUAUUCAUACUGCCCUCGGCGGCCGCGCCCGCACAAAGGGACCGGACUGCCGCCGCGAGCGCACGCCCACGCACGCACGCACGCACGCACGCACACGCAAUACGCAGCCUGGCGCCGCCGCUCGAUACAGCCCCCACCUCGCGGGGCGGGUUUGCGCGCAGCACGCACGCCGCCAGCGCAGACACACACAGCGGCCUACCGGGCGAAACGCCGCCGAUUGCCUACCAGCGACAAGUGUGGUUCCAGAACCGGCGCGCCAAGUACCGCAAGCAAGAGAAGCAGCUGCAGAAGGCGUUGGCGCCGUCGGUGCUGCCGGCCUGCAACGGCGCCAUGAUGCGCAACAUCUACCCCACGGCGUCGCGCGGCUACCAGCCCUACCCACACCCCAACACCAUCAACACCAUGAACAGGUACCCCCAGAUGACGGCCAGCUCGUACCCGGGCAUGACGCAGCCCUUCAGUAUGACGCACGGAGCCACCAACAUGACCGCGGCUGCUGUCUCUGGGAUGCGGCAGGACGCCAUGGGCAUGACUGCCGAGGACGAGUGGUACAACAAGAGCCUGUCCGCGCUGCGCAUGAACUCGACGCACCACCCCAACCUGGCGGCGCCGAUGCUGCAGUACCAGACGUAA
Schistocerca cancellata (South American locust) is the source of this 654-nucleotide messenger RNA. RefSeq lists its product as uncharacterized. Gene Ontology annotation, molecular function: DNA-binding transcription factor activity, RNA polymerase II-specific; RNA polymerase II transcription regulatory region sequence-specific DNA binding. The transcript has 4 exons. Bases 1 to 654 code for a protein of 217 amino acids. NCBI's taxonomy places the organism in Eukaryota, Metazoa, Arthropoda, Insecta, Orthoptera, Acrididae. Gene Ontology annotation, biological process: regulation of transcription by RNA polymerase II. The record is from RefSeq and is a predicted model, not a curated record.